This is a messenger RNA of Lingula anatina, 5672 nucleotides long. RefSeq names its product putative peptidase C1-like protein F26E4.3. Gene Ontology annotation, biological process: proteolysis. The record is from RefSeq and is a predicted model, not a curated record. Gene Ontology annotation, molecular function: cysteine-type peptidase activity. NCBI's taxonomy places the organism in Eukaryota, Metazoa, Brachiopoda, Lingulata, Lingulida, Lingulidae.
UUUAAUCUCAUAGCUUUAAGUUAGUUCUUUUUAAAACCAUACGGGUAACUCUGCCUUCUUACUGUUGCAUUUUUAUUUUUUUGUUACGUUAAACUUAGGCCCUAUUAGCCCAAAUCGUGGGUAGCGUUUGAUUCUUUCGAUGAUAUUUGGACCAACUUUGUGGAAGGAUAGGUGUUGUAUAUAGUGUCAUAAAUUACUAAUGUACAUAAUAUGAGUUGAUUUUUAAUGCUUCACACAUGAAAAUUUCCUAAGGCACGCUUUCUGUCUGCCAAUGAUAACUGAGGCUAACUUUCACAUGGGUUUAACUUGUAUAAAUACCAUUUAACAAUACGCAUAGCGAUGAAUAGAUGUCAAUAAAAGUUUUAUAUUCUAUAUUUGGUAGAUCUGCAAAAAUUACAAAAAAAAUUAUAAUUGGUAUCAAUGUGGCAUAAUCAAACAUAUGACUUUAAGUUCAGAUUGAUUAACCUCAAUAUUCGUAUCUCCAGACUUCUAGACCCUAUAGGGUACAGGGCACUCCAUUCACAACUGCCUGUGCUGAUAUGAUAUAUAUCUAAAUAUGGCUUGAACAGACUUUGAACAAGGGUCCUAUUUAUAUUCUUCAUUAAUGUCAAACCUUAACGAUAAAACGAUAUUGGAAAAUGAUUUGCACGUUGCCAUUUUAAUGUAUGACGACUGAUCAGCCUGAUAAUCAAGUGAAAACCAUUUACUUCUUUCCAUAGAUCUUUUCGGAUCUUUGAAGAAGAAGAAAAACGUGCACGUUCAGAAAACAGACUAAAUUCUCUUUGACUAAAAUGUAGGUGCAAAAAUUGUUCCCCUGAGGCUACUCCAGUCUGGAUAUUUGGGAAAGGAGAAAGGGGAAAUGGUGCAAUUAUGCGCCAACCAUUCCUCGUACUGUACUGUUGUUUUUACUAAUUGUUUAAGACGUGUUCCUUGUUUACUGUUAACCUAACAAUCACCCAAAGAGGAUACUGUGUGUUGAAGGCAUCACGUUUACCCAUCUUAGGCUGUAGUUUGAUUAUACGCUCUUGAUUUCGAAAUUCUCUAUUAUUGAGCAUUAUCAUAACUAGGGUUCUUAAAUGAAGACAGGAUCGGCAGAAGGGAUCAAACAGACAGCUUGAGAGAUAACUGAGGUGACAAAUGAUGGACAAAAUGAAAACAAACGAUAAGAGAAUUAUAUGGAUUUGAAGAAUAAAUCAAAUGACGAAUUUCAUUAUUGUUGCAUUGAACCGAGUCGAGAUAAUAAAAAGCAAAGAGCCUCGAAACCGUUUAAAAAAGAUAGGAGGGGGAGAAGAAAAAGGAAACAAUACACACAAUACAAUAAUUGUAAAUAUAAAUGCAAUGUAAGCUUUGAACACAGUCUAUUGCCGAGUGUGAGAGAUAUUUCAGCUGACGCUGAUAAGGAUGGCUUGGCUGCGUGCUGUUUUGGCGGUUUGUCGCCUAGAUCGGAGUAGUUUGCUGUUAUUGCAAUAAUACAUCAAAAUUAAAAACUAAUAUGUAUCCUAUCAACUUGAGAAAACGUAGAACUAUAUUAGGUAGUGCUGUGUCAAAAUGGUUUUGUUCUCUUUCACUUAAAAUGGGAAAACAUCAUGUAACUUAAGGCUCUGCCAAUACUUGCCAACACACCUGAAGUCAAAUGACCCAAACACCUUCACCGACAGGGGUCGGCCACCGCGACGGUACAACCAUAAUUUAUGAUUCCCAUAAUGAUUAGUUUUUUUUUACGUGGUGCACAUCCCAAAUGAUGAGAAUGCCUUAUAAGGACAUUAUUUUUCUUCCUUAAAAAUUGUCGACAGGCUAGUUUGAAUAAGAGCAUGUUAUACGCAAAAUAUUUCGUAUAUAAGCUGCAUAUAUACGGUGUUGCGUUUAUUUCAAGUUCAUCCUCUAUACUGUUAUCGCACAUAUCUAAAACAGACACAACUAACGAUGAGUUUGGAUUUUGAUUGGACAACUCUCUGUAUUGAUGGAUGAGAUGCAUUUCAUAAUGAAGAAUCGGUUAGUAACAAUAAAACGUACUCCAGGAUUAAAACAGAAGAAUUUCUCCCAAAUCGUGUGGCCAGUACUUGAGUGACUGGAAUUACGUUCAUUUCUCAGGUCAGUGAUCGGCGGGAGCUACCAUCACAUGCAGCAGCCCACUUAAUUUUUUGCACAUUUACACAUAUGGAAUGCACAAAACAAACACAUAGCGAUAAUUCAGUCCAAUUUCAGUUUAUUCUGGUCUAUUAGGCGGGGCUGAGAUCUGUAAAACAGCACAAAGAAGUUCUGAGGAAGAAGAACGACUCGAGUCCAAAGGCUAGUCGGAGAUGUUGAAUUUUUUGUACAAUUGAAGUGCUUCGUGCUAUACAUACGUCUCUUGUUACAUCACCGACGGGCACUGCCUUCUUAUCAGUCGGUAAACAUUAGGUUUCAAGACAGUAAAUAUUUAAAGCAAAAGUUUGCAUUUAACUUGUUUAAAACAACAGAUGUAGAAACGUCUGACCGAAUCUAGGCAUUUGGAUACAGUGUAUUGGAAUAUAAAAAAUAAACAACAUCUUUUGAGACUUUUUUAAAGAAACUAUUCCGGUACUGGUAAUGUAAAGCCACUGCCAUCGUGUCUGUGGUGUAGAUCCUUAUUUAAUUCCACCGCCAGUUCAAUUCUGGCGGACAUUACAGCAAUCUCACGACCAAGUAAUUUUAUCUUAUGAACGAGUCUGCUGGACGAUUGAUUGAACAACCUGAACUGGCGCAGUACAGAUUAAGAAAGUGCGUGUAUCAACAAUUUCACGGGGAGCGUUGAUCAUGUCAGAAUGAUGAAGGAAUCCAGAACGAUUCAAAUUUGCAUUAUUAUGUCAAGGAAGUAUUAUCUUAACAUUAUUUGUGUCUGAAUUCUUGAGAAUAUGCCAAAUCGAACGCUGGAAUAAUAAGCGGCUUAUGAGAAAUGUAUCUAUCAUUUUUUUUAUAAUGCGUUUCACUACUAGAGAGUCAGCGUCACUUGCAGCCGCGAGAAAUUGUCUGACUGAAAAAAACGCAACUGCCCAAAGGAAGAUUUUGCACCGGGAUUUGUUGUCGCACGUUGAGUAAUGAUUUCCCCGCAUGAAUGAGAAUAGGAGAAGGUAGGCAUUUGGUAGGGGUUUUAUCUUGGCGCACAACCCCGACUACCCACGCUACGGUGCACAAAUAUUUGCCAGUGUCAGUUUGUACGUAAGGCUGUGCAUUGUCAUUGUUGGGCGGGAGGAGCAGAGACGACGUAAUGUUGUGAGCGGCUUGAUCGAUACAAAUACCUUAAGGAAUUGAAUAGCAAAUUCGAUAUCUUAGGUCCAGCGUUUUGAGCGCCUCGCUUUUAUUGCAGUCGGAUUAAACUAUCGGAGCAGUGAAGGCAUUCAAUGGACUAAAAAUAAAAAAGUAGCUACUGGAACAGAAUGCGCUAUAGGAUAUGAGGUGUGAUUACUGCACGUUUUUUUACAAACAAAUUUGACAUAUAUGCUGUGUAAUGCAAAAAUAAUCGAAGUUGUUUGCCUUCACAAUACAGGCUCUUUCUUGCGAAGGAAGUAAUACUCCAAAGGAAGUAAGUUAUCUUUUUAGUCAUCGGCGAAGAAAAAGUGAAACCAGGAACUGUGCUUUUACAAUGGCAAGAGGCGGGAGGAUGGCAUCCCUUUUACAGUUCUGUCUACCUCAUUUCGGGGUCAAAAGUAUUUGGGCAUUAUUAUUUUUAACCCUGUCAAUACCCCUUCUCGUGGAAAGUCGGCACUGCUCAAGAAGACCCGGUCAAAAAUACUGGGACCAGUGCUGCGAGGGAAGAGACGAUGAGUGUACCUAUCCCAUAGCAGAUACCGUGUGUUACUGCGAUGCCUUCUGUAACAGAACUAUCCACGACUGCUGUCCAGAUUUCUGGGAAUAUUGCCGCGGGGAAACCCGACCUCCAGAGUAUACCACUCCCAGACCCAUACAAGUCAUUUGCCAAGACAAUGGCGAUUACUACAAAUAUGGGACGGUCUUAAAAAGAAACUGCAACACCUGCACCUGUGUCUCGGAUCCCAUGGGUAGUUCAAAAUAUGGAUCCUGGUCUUGUACAAACUUUGCCUGCGUUCUGCGACCGGAACACAUCAACACAGUGAACACUCAAAACUAUGGCUGGCAGUCAUCAAACUAUACAUUCCUGUGGGGGCUGAAGCUGAAGGACGGCAAAAAGUACCGACUGGGGACCAUGGAACCCGGUCCUUCAGUGGCACGCAUGACGUCACUCAGGGUCCACGUGAACGAGAUCCUUCCGGAUUUCUUUGACGCCAGGUCAAGAUGGCCCGGAAUGAUCCAUCCGGUGCAGGAUCAGGGCAAUUGCGGAGCUUCAUGGGCUUUCUCUACCACAGGCGUUGCAUCCGAUCGUCUGACCAUCCAUUCUCAUGGCGGUAUAAACGACAUGCUGUCUCCUCAGCAGUUGCUUUCUUGCAACUCCAAGAACCAGUUUGGCUGUGAAGGAGGGCACCUGGACAGGGCGUGGUGGUAUAUGAGGAAAACUGGAGUGGUGGAGGAAAACUGUUAUCCCUAUUCGAGUGGUCAGUCAAAAAUCAAAGGGAACUGUAUGGUCCGCCGGUCAGCCAUGCACACCAGGAAUAUCCGGUGUCCAGGCAAUGGACGGAUGACAAAAAGUGUUUAUGCCUCAACACCACCGUACAGGAUAGCGCCCAGCGAGAGAGAAAUAAUGAAAGAAAUCUUAGACAACGGCCCUGUUCAAGCAACCUUUGAGGUGAAAGAAGACUUCUAUAUGUACAAAGAUGGUGUGUACAGAUAUACCAAUCUCGCCCGUAAUGAUCCGCCUGAAUUCCGAGAUACUGGCUAUCAUUCUGUGAAAAUUAUAGGGUGGGGCCUAGACCUAUCGAAGGCAGGAGAGCCAGUCAAAUAUUGGUUGUGUGCAAAUUCUUGGGGUCCUGAAUGGGGAGAUGAUGGUUACUUUAAGAUACUCCGUGGAACAAACGAAUGCAAGAUCGAGUCGUUUGUAGUUGGCGUCUGGGGUAAGGUCAACGGGAAACAAGUGCUUAAGAACCGAAGAACGAAACGCCGGCUUAGACAUUUGAGACAUAUCAGGAAGAGAUACAGACUCCUUAGACACUUAAUAUAAGCGUGCCAAUAGAGUUCUUAAAACAUCGUAAAGUACAUACACUCAUCAUUAUUUUAUGUAAAUAAAACGCCAAGCUAUACAUUGCCAAACAGAUUAAUUCCUGUGUAGUAUACGAAAUCACAGGAGAGAGUGUCUACCCCCCCUGAGGGGCAGUCUUGAGAAUCUGAUACACAAUCUAUAAAGAAAAAUAGUGUUGACUUUUGGGUAACAUUAAUUUGGGACAAGUGUUUUAACUUGUUUUCUGAAGGAACACUCAGCCCUUUGCAAACUUGCGCGUUUGGGAGUAGUAUAUUGCCUGAGCGCGUGUAGGAGCUGAGUUUUGAUGUCCGAGUUCCCGUGUUAACGCAGAAAGGGAUCGAGGACUUGACCCGACUGACGCGCUUUUAAAAGGGUGCCCUCCCCUCUUCCCCACUGUUUUGUAGUUCAAACGCGAAAACUGAUGUAAACGCUGGUGUGAUGAAGUUAAGAGGAUAAAAUUUCAGUAGUUGUUAGUUGUUGUGUGCCAAACUUUUCCAAGACUGCCCCUCCCCCUGCCCCUCACCCGGGAUAUGUUCAUGAAUUGCGUUAUUUUACAACCACUGGC